Symbiodinium necroappetens is the source of this 1924-nucleotide messenger RNA. NCBI's taxonomy places the organism in Eukaryota, Dinophyceae, Suessiales, Symbiodiniaceae. The record is from the annotation of a GenBank genome assembly.
GCGAGCCCACACUGAUCGUGCAAUCAACUUUGCGCCGUGGCGCGGCGGAGGUCGGCACUUUGCUGUCGUCGCAACCCUGACCCUUCUCCUGGACGCUAUCCGACGCAAGGAUCCCGUGCUUGAGCAGCUUGCCCUCGAUGUGGACCAUGAUCUCUGCCAUGCCAGGCCGACCUCACCGGAUGAUGUUAAUGCGGCUGAGAUUGCAGCGCAAGCCGGUGACAUGCACAAACUGUACUACCACAUCCGUAGGUCCGUGACCGUAAAGCUGGCAAAACCCGUUCCCCCAUCACAGGAGGAGGAACGCCUCGCACAAUUCCCGAGCCUUGGAUCUCCGACUCAGUGGAUUGAGCAUGCCGUCACGGCCUUUGCCGACGAUUUCUUGUCGGUUGCCUUUUCGCCGUCCUGCAAGAGGCGCCAUGACCAGAAAUUCAUUCGACUGGGCACGCCUUUUCAACCGAUUGAUGUUGCCCUUGCCAACACCAUUCCCUACCUAGGCGAAGGUGGCGGUGGCCCGCCUAAGUCGGGUCCUCUUCAAGCGGCAAGGCAUCAAAGCGUAGACUUGACACGCUUGCCCGUGAUAGGUCUCAGCAUGACCACGCCAGCAGAGCAAGUCAAGGAGCUCUUCGGGUCGAGCUUGCCUUCGUUCGCAGCGGAGAUGGAGCUGGAGCAGAAAGAGGACCAGGACCAACAGUCUCCGUUGGACGACCGACGCCAGAAGUGGCCGAAGCAGGCGGGCAAAGGGAGGGGCCACCAGCUGGACAAACGCCCACGCGACGACGGUCGGAGCUGGAACCUGUCCAAGAGCUCGGACCAGAAGUACGACCGGCUGACCGACCAGGUUUCUGGAGAGGAAGUCCGCCGCCUGAUGGCCCUCUUGACCCGCCUUUGCCUGCGCCAGGAGGACGACCUCGCGGCCACACGCGCCGACAGUGCCUUCCUACUGUACAUGGAGACGAAGCCGGACCUGAACAUAGCGUCGGGCCCCUACCAGCCGUUCACCAACCACUUCUUUGCCAUCGCGCAGAAAUGGCAGAAGGUCAAGGAGGAAACGCCGACGAAGCUGGACCUGUCCCUCCGCUCCACCCUGCUGCUGGCCUACAUGACCGAGUUCCACGAGCGACUUCGCCACGCCUUGGAGCCGAACAACAAGGAGACCUCUGUGAAAGCCGGCUGGCUGCAGGAGACACCGGGCGCACCGCCCUGCUGGACGUACGCGAAGUGGGAUGCCGCCAAACGGGAGAGCAUCUUGGACACCAGCAAACCACCGGUCACCCACUCGAAGGUCCUCGAUGCGGUGGCGCGCAGCCUGACGCUUCUCGGCAACUCGAAUUUGAUUCAUCGAUUCAGGGCGACGAGACCCCUCGCGCUCGAGUACGAGGCCAACAUCCUCACGUUCCUGAUGCUCGUCAGCAACCGGAGCGCCGAGGCGGAUCAGCUCUUCUCAACGAUGGAGCUCCUGACGGAUUGCAAUGCCACCCAGCUCAUGCGCACGAGAUUCGCCAAGGAGAGACUCCGCCGCCAGCCGCUGGCACAAGCGCUCCAGCGCGAAGCCAGCAAUCUCCUCCAAGCGACCAACCCGCACAGCAGCAGCUCCUGGGGCCGAGCCUCCACCGAGAACCGUGAGAUUGCAGAUCAACCCGCAGACUGUUUUGGUGCGCGCCUUUUCAACUGGGCCAGUCUUCUGCAGGGUUGGCGCAACCUGUCCCAACAGCAAGACGCAGCCGAGUUUUCAGACUUCUUGCUGGAAAGAUUGCUGCCACCUGCAUUCCAAGGUCACUACCAGUGUGCGUUGGCCACAGCCGGUGAGCCUGCUGCGCUUCUCUUGAGCAACGAUGGCACGGCCGCUAAGCCGGUCAAGGCCAGUCAGAUGCCCUGGAUUGAAGCCAACUGUUACAUGGUAUGCCUUCGUGCCGUACAGCCCUAA